Diuraphis noxia (Russian wheat aphid) is the source of this 771-nucleotide messenger RNA. RefSeq names its product zinc finger MYM-type protein 5-like. The record is from RefSeq and is a predicted model, not a curated record. Lineage: Eukaryota; Metazoa; Arthropoda; Insecta; Hemiptera; Aphididae.
AUGGCUGGUCGAGAACGAGAUAUGUUUAGAAAGUAUGAAUCGGGUAGUGCUAAAAGACAGAAAAAACGAAAGAUUGAAGAGUUAAUAAAUAAACAACGUGGCUCCAUUAAUAGAUUUAUUACAAUGAAAAGAUAUAAUUCAGAUGAAGAUAAGUCGAUUAAAAGUAGUAAUAAUAAUGAUGAAGAAAAUAACUUAAAAAAUGACAAGGAAGGCGAGUGGUCCAAAAAUGAAAAAGAUAAUUUUGAUGAAGAUAAGUCGCCUAAAAGUAAUAAUAAUAAUGAAAAAAAUAACUUAAAAAGUGACGAAGAAGGUCAGUUGACUAUUUACAAUUAUUCGGAUGAGUUGAAAGACCCAGGAAAUUGGCCUAAUAAUAUAAGCCAAGAAGUUAAAUACAAAAUUGUUAAGUUAGGACCUACACAUUUAAAGAAUUUUGACUUUCCAGCUACAGUUCAAAGCGAUGGAUCUCAGAGAAAAUGUUCUCCCAAAUUCUUUUACCGAAUAUUAGCAAAUAAUGAAAAAGUAGAUCGUGUCUGGCUUGUAUACUCUCCAAUCAAAGAUUGCGUAUUCUGUUUUUGCUGUAAAAUGUUUAUAAAUAAAAAAUGUCACAGUGAUUUGGCAACAGUAGGUAUAAGUGACUGGAGACAUGUGUCAGAUAAGUUAAUUUCACUUGAAACAUCGCGACACCACGUUCAGUCAGUCAAGUCUUGGUUCGAAAUAAAAACUAGAAUAGAAAUGGAUGAAACAAUCGAUAAAAAAACAUCAAGCGGUUAA